Daktulosphaira vitifoliae (grape phylloxera) is the source of this 2090-nucleotide messenger RNA. RefSeq names its product IQ and ubiquitin-like domain-containing protein. Gene Ontology annotation, biological process: cilium assembly. The record is from RefSeq and is a predicted model, not a curated record. The transcript has a single exon. Bases 1 to 1914 code for a protein of 637 amino acids. Gene Ontology annotation, cellular component: acrosomal vesicle; motile cilium. Lineage: Eukaryota; Metazoa; Arthropoda; Insecta; Hemiptera; Phylloxeridae. Gene Ontology annotation, molecular function: protein binding.
AUGGAAAAAUAUGGAAAAGACAAAACUGAUGAAAUAGUUACAGUAAAAAUUUUCACACAAUCUAACCAGACAUUAACAUAUGCAUUUAGUUUGUCUACAAGUGUAGAUUCAUUGAAAUCAUAUCUGCACCAGGUACUCAAUGUUGACAAGAGUAAAAUAAUUUUAAAACACAAAGAUGAAGUACUUGAAGACGAUCAAAGUUUAAAACAGCUAGGUGCCACUUCUUUGGGAACUUUUGAGCUGUAUUUGCAAGCUGAAGGUAUAAAACUUACCAAGUGCUCAUUUUAUUUACCGGUAGUUGAUGUAAUAACUGUAAAAGUCAAAGGAAAAACGAUCAUCGUUGAAAUUGAAAACUGCACUAGAGUGAAACCGUGGUUAGGUGGUUACCGCGACCUUUCUAGCGGAAAAGUUUAUCACAAUGCCAAUGCUCAAACAGAUUUCAAACCAAAAAUUUAUGCCAACAUCGUUCAAGCAGACAGACCCUGUCAAACAGCUAUUGACAAGGCCAUCAAUCACGUGAUGAUGGACACCGGCGUACAAACGGGUAAUGCGUCAGACGGUAUACGAUGUGUUUCACCAAAAGCUUAUCAAAGAGACUCGAUGUGGUUACAUGAAGAAAAAGUCGUCCAAAAUGUUAUUAUAAUACAACGGGCUUUUCGUCGUGUUUUGAAACAUAGGAAACGUGUCCAAGCAGAACAAAAACAAAGACCGGCAACAAUCAAAUCAAGUGUCUCGCAAUUAGAGUUGAAACAACAACAUUAUAACACCCUUUAUGCGAUGAUUAGCAAAUGGUUAAAAAAAGAAAGAAGGAGCAUCAAGGAUAUUGCAGCUGACAAAUCGACCAGAAAAACUGCACAAAUGAAUUUGUUGAAGAAAGAAAUCAAAUUCCUGAUGGAAGUCGAGAAACAACGACUCGAGCUCAAAUAUGAGCUGACUAAGCAUGACGAUAUUACCUUUUUAAAUAAGACAUCCAAACCAAAAAUAUUUAAAAAUAAAAAUGGUAAACUUUUAACUGUGGAUACAGUUGGAAAUCAAAAAGCAAGAGAACUAAAAGAUAUUUACUUGAAGAUCACUUCUCAGUUAUUACUAAGCAAAGCUGACAAUCGUUUGCAUUCUCUGGACGACUUAUAUAAUCUCGUUUGCGGAUCCAAAUACAAGUAUAAGCGAGAUUUUAUGGACGUUAUCGAAAUGGAAAAAGACUUAAUAAAGAUUCAAGCCGAAGCCGUCAGUUUGAAAUCAAUUCGGUCAAGGAUUGAGCAAUUAUUCCGGCACUUCAUCCGACAACCAGAAGUGAAUCCCGAAGUGGACUCGUAUUACAGGCCUACUGAAAAACGUAUUUUGAAUGUCUACACUUGCAUUCGAUGCAAACGUAACUUGGCGGCCACUGACUUUUCACUAGAGAGCCGAGUUAAUAGAACGAACGUGUGCGCCAAUUGCGAAUGGGCUGAGAAAGUGGGCCACAAACACAUUGAUAUGGCACCUUAUCGAAAAAUCCUGAAGACCUUAAGACAUGAUGAAUUGCAAAUGGCCGCUUAUCAUUCGGAAUGUUUUAUAAUGCAACCAACCGAAAUUUACCGCCUUGUAACGAUUAUAUGGGAAGAGAAGUCUGCUAUUAGUGAAACGAGUCAAUUAAAUGUGCUAAAAUUAGUUAGAUGGCGAAAGGAACAGCACUGGUCACCAUGGAAUUGCGUGUUACUGACUAGAGAUGAGGCAAAAGUGCAUUUAGAAAUCGAAGAUUCUUUAGAAGACUAUUACGAUGUAAAAUUUAUAUCUUGGGUGAACAAUAAGCAUUUUACGGCCAAAUUACAAUUUGCUAAUCUCGUACAAGUCGUUAAAAAUCGAAGUAAAAAGAAAUCUAUAGGGUUAACGAAAAAUUGGCAAGUUGUGGCGGAUAAUUUUAGCAUUAGGAUAUAGACUAAUACACGGUAGAUAUAUUAGACAAUGUUCAUAAUUAAUAGUUUAUUACAAUUAUGCUUAUCUCAAAAAUUUAAAAUGAAAAAUAAAAUUUUUACUUAUACUUCGGUAACACAUUAAUCAUAUUUUGUACAUGUCCCUUGAUGGUUGUAAAUUAUUAAAUUUAUCAAGGACAA